This is a messenger RNA of Peromyscus leucopus (white-footed mouse), 456 nucleotides long. Its product is annotated as tumor necrosis factor alpha-induced protein 8-like. Bases 1 to 456 code for a protein of 151 amino acids. NCBI's taxonomy places the organism in Eukaryota, Metazoa, Chordata, Mammalia, Rodentia, Cricetidae. Gene Ontology annotation, molecular function: cysteine-type endopeptidase inhibitor activity involved in apoptotic process. The record is from RefSeq and is a predicted model, not a curated record. Gene Ontology annotation, cellular component: cytoplasm. The transcript has a single exon. Gene Ontology annotation, biological process: regulation of apoptotic process.
AUGGUAUCCAAAUCUGUCAUCAUCACCCUGAUUGAUGACACCAACAGCAGCGAGGUGCUGGAUGAGCUCUACAAGGUGACCAAGGAGUACACCCAAAACAAGAAGGAGGUAGAGAGGGUCAUCAAGAACCUCAUCAAGAUGGUCAUCAAGUUGGCUGUUCUCCACAGGAACAAUCAGUUCAAUCCAGACAAGGUGGUGCUGAUGGAGAAGUUCAAGAAGAAGGUUCACCAGCAUGCCAUGAUGGUGGUCAGCUUCCACCAUGUGGAAUACACCUUCGACCACAAUGUGCUGUCCAAGUUGCUGAAUGAGUGUCAAGAGGUGUUGCAUGACAUCAUUCAGCUCCAUCCUACUGCCUCGUCUCACAGACUGUUAAUGAUGUCUUUCAUUAUUUUUCAAAUUGCGGUUUUUUUGGCUACCUUGUAUAAUCCCUUUGAAAAAUUUAAACCUCACUUAUAG